This is a messenger RNA of Sus scrofa (pig), 5841 nucleotides long. RefSeq names its product homeobox A9 (gene HOXA9). Gene Ontology annotation, molecular function: RNA polymerase II cis-regulatory region sequence-specific DNA binding; DNA-binding transcription factor activity, RNA polymerase II-specific. Gene Ontology annotation, biological process: proximal/distal pattern formation; regulation of transcription by RNA polymerase II; DNA-templated transcription. Gene Ontology annotation, cellular component: nucleus. Lineage: Eukaryota; Metazoa; Chordata; Mammalia; Artiodactyla; Suidae. The record is from RefSeq and is a predicted model, not a curated record.
AGGUUAGCUGCUCCAUCGCGGACGCCAGGGGCGUGGUAGGAAUUCUGGGCCGCGGGCCAUUCAAGGUCAGGGGCGCACGCUUCCAUCCUGGGCCUCCCCGGCUCCAGGCCUCCGCCUGGCCAGGGACUCCGACAUUCUCUUGCAAGGCUGGGGUGCCUCUAGCCCCAACCCAGGGAACAAAUCAGGAAAGACCCCUUGACCAGUGGAGAUUCCGGCCAAAUUAGGAGAGACAGGAGUGACAGGGGCUGGGAUCCUGGCCUUGUCAAUUACCUUUCCCUCUGUAAGCCGCUCUCUACUCCCAAGAGUUGCCUUUGCCUCUUUUUCUUCCUUCCUUCUUUCCUUCUCGCCUUUCUUCCUCUUUUAUCUUUCUUGUUUUCUUAGCUCCUUUUUUUUCUCUUUCCUUUUCUUUAGUUUUCUUUCAUUUUCAGUCUGUGUCCGGGUUUUCUUCCUCUGCCACCUUUCAUUCCCCAACCACUCCUUUGGGACGGACCCUGGAGACAUCAGGGCCUGCAGGGGGGAAACCUGGAGGGAUCUUACUUUUCUAUGCGUGCCCAGGUGGAGGUCAGAAUCUGCUGCGGAAGGGCUCAAGGGCCGCGGCUGUCGAGGGCUGCGGGUCUGGGCCUGGCCGAGCCGAGGCGCAGACAAGGCCUCGGUUACGAUCACGACCGUAUGGCGGCGGCCUGGCGUUCCUACUCCGCGGGUCGGCAACGGCAGCCUAAGAGAUCUGAUUAGGAGGCAUUCAGGGUUUUGUGUGUGUGUGUGUGUGCCUACUCCUCGGGCAAGGAGGCCAGGACCUGGACUGAGGCCCAGCCAGGUUCAGUGGAUCAUCACGCAGGAAACUCGGUGGGGAAGCUUUCUCGGCUCCGCAGGCCUACCAGUCCAGGCUCGGGCUUUAACCGCGAUAAGGGAGCCCCGCUAGGACAAAGAUUGGCUGCUUGCCUGCCGGUAGCUUAUAUUAGGUUCAGACUAUGUCAGAUAUGGCAUCCUUGUAAGGACAGAUGCUGGAGAAGGGAAGCCUCUGGUGCCAGUCCGUUUCAACUAAUAUAGGAAAGGAAUUCUAAAUUCCACAACCCUUGGGAUACAAACUUGAGUCCAUGUUCCAAGUUGUAGGCCACCGUUGGAAGCCAGAGGGACCAUUUUCACUACCAGGAACUGAAAACAACUUCCACGCUUCCCUGUCCUCCAACACACUUGCCGGGCCUUCAGGCUCAAGCCCACGGAGCAGUGGUUUCCUUCCCAGCUCCAGCAGCCCAGGAAUUAUUUUCACUGCUCAGUCUGUGCUCCUGUUACCCGAAAGGCCAGUACACUUCCCCUGAAUUCCUCUCUGCCAUUUUCAGGACCUGAGUACUGGAUUUGUUUUGGAGGCCAAGGUUUUUGAACUCUGGGGCUAGAAAAUGCAGUUUUAAUUACACCCAUUUGUUAUUUUUUAUAGGCACACACAGCUCCUUUCACUUCUCCAAUAAGAGCAGACACAGGAGCCUGAAUAGUCUCUCUUCAAACAUGUGGACUGCAUAGGAAUAAUAUUUGGUUUUUUGAUACCCCUCUCUUCUAGGCACCAGUUUCAUACUCAAGGCCUGCUAAUUAUUUAGUAAUGAUGGUGUGUGUGUGGUGGGGGCGGUUAAAGCUAAACAAACAGCCUUUCGUUUUAAACUUACUGUUAAUAAUCCUUGUCUUCUCCGGUUACGGAAAAGUGGAAAUGCAACCUGGCGUGUCCAGCCCGUUUGCAUACAAUUACAAUUAGGAGCGAAGGUUUCCUCCGGGGUUAAUUUCUCUUAAUGAAAAUCUAAGAGGUCCGGUGAACUGCCAGAUAUCUGGGACACCUUGGGCUGCGGUGGGGGUGGGGAUGAGGCGGAGGGAUUUACAAGGGAAAGAAAAUAUUAGUAAGGAGGGGGCUGAGGCGGCCGGCCGGCCACGUCGGAGUUCAUUGUGUCGGCCGCUUCCCUCUUCCGGCUCCGACGAGGAAGGGGCACCCGGUUGCUCUUCGUGCGGCUUCGCAGCCUCAUUCUCGGGGAGAACCUGGCAUUUGAGGGCUCCCGCCUGGGUUAGGGAUGUAUCACGGUUGGGGGAGGGGGUUAAUGGGACUGUCGGGGAGGAUGAAGGCAAAAAAGAAGCUGGAGCGACUCAUGCCGCCCACCCGCCCGCCCGCUCUCUCGCCCUCGCCGCCAGGGAAGUGGGCUAAUGAGAAACACACGCUUGCAAACACAGUGUUCACACGUGAAUUUAAUUACCCCGUUUUUAGGAGUCGUCUCUUUCUGUCCGGAUUUGGGGUAGCCCCCCCCCCCAAUUAACAUACAGGCCUUGGCCUUUUAAUUUACCUCUGAAAGACCCUAAGCGGUAAGAAACAUCCUUCUCAAUUUGGCCAACCUAAGGAAUGAGAUUAAAAGCCAAUGCCUUGUGCAGCUUCCCGUUUUAAUUUCUAGCCCUGGACUUGAGCUGCGGCCCCUUGCUGGGGACUUUGUAACUGUACUAAGCUGCGGGUCGGAUGGGUAACCGAGGAGGGCCCCAGGCGGCGGCCAGGAAGGAAGGGGCCCAUGGCCAGCCGCCCCGGUGCUGCGGUCCUCCCAGCUUGGAGCAGCGGGGUCUCUUAGGCGGGGCUGCUUUUUCGCCAGCCGAAGUCGCCUUCCACUGAUGCUGCCUCGUAUUUUUUUGUUGUUGUUGUUGUUUUUUGUUUUUGUUUUUGUUUUCCCCCCUCCCGCAGCUCAGGUUCAGGGAAUUCGACCAGGCUUGCAGAGAUCAGCGUUAAGGCUCCGAGCACAGAGCUGAGGCGCCUGCUGCGUCCGCCCAGGGAGAGUGAUUCCCUGCUGACGCUGAGCCGGGCGCGCGUGUGCGCGGGGUUGGGGCCGAACCGGGCGGCACAACCAGGCCCUCAAACCGAUCGCCUCGGGGACUGCCGGCCACUUUCUCCCUGGCCGCUCCUCCAGGCCCUCGCCGGAGGCUCAGUGGUGAAUUUGGGAGCUGCUCGGGAGUCCAGCAGUCCAGUCGGGCAGAUUCUAGGGCCGCAUAAUAGGUGGUGCCCUCUCGGCGGCCUGUCCCUGACCAGCGCGCUGGGGCAGGGGCAGCGGUGGCUCAGUUUGGGACGGAUACUGCGUUGAAUUUGACUUUUCUCAGCCAGCCCGGGGUAAACUCGCAUCUCCCGGGACCGCAAAGAUUAUUUACAGGGAGCUCGCCAACCAAACACAACAGUCUAAUUUAACCUUUCCAAGUCCUCGUAAAUUUUUACAGCUGGGAGUCACGACGAGACAAACGAAUCUGUUGGUCGUUCCCAACUUCCCACCAGCCUGUGUGGCUUCUGAAACAAUAACUCCUUAUGAAAUAUCAUAAAUAUGGAUUUAAAUACAGUAGAGCGAGAAUGCGAUUUGGCUGCUUUUUUAUGGCUUCAAUUAUUGUCUAAUUUUAUGUGAGGGGCUCCACUGGCCGCACUCGCACGCGGGACCCGCGCCUUGCUGAUGGCGUGAUUAAUUGUGAUAUAAAAUAGUCCGCUUAAGAAGUGUGUGUCUGGUGGUGGCGGUGGGAGGGGAGGCAGUACAGAGGCAAGGCCAGAUUUGAUCUUUUAAUCUUCGUUGGCCACAAUUAAAACAAACCCGAUCGUGGAGCGCCGCGAUCCCUUUGCAUAAAAACAUAUGGCUUUUGCUAUAAAAAUUAUGACUGCAAAACACCGGGCCAUUAAUAGCGUGCGGAGUGAUUUACGCGUUAUUGUUCUGCGAAGCGAGCACGUGACGCGCGCGGCCAAUGGGGGCGCGGGCGCCGGCAACUUAUUAGGUGACUGUACUUCCCCCCCCUGGUGCCACCAAGUUGUUACAUGAAAUCUGCAGUUUCAUAAUUUCCGCGGGUCGGGCCGGGCCGGCCAGGCGCGGGGCACGGCGAUGGCCACCACCGGGGCCCUGGGCAACUACUACGUGGACUCAUUCCUGCUGGGCGCCGACGCCGCGGAUGAGCUGAGCGCGGGCCGCUACGCGCCGGGAGCCCUGGGCCAGCCCCCCAGGCAGGCCGCGGCGCUGGCCGAGCACCCCGACUUCAGCCCUUGCAGCUUCCAGUCCAAGGCGGCGGUGUUCGGCGCCUCGUGGAACCCGGUGCACGCGGCGGGCGCCAACGCGGUGCCUGCGGCCGUGUAUCACCACCAUCACCACCACCCCUACGUGCACCCCCAGGCGCCCGUGGCGGCGGCGGCGCCGGACGGCAGGUACAUGCGCUCCUGGCUGGAGCCCACGCCCGGCGCGCUCUCCUUCGCGGGCUUGCCCUCCAGCCGGCCUUAUGGCAUUAAACCUGAACCGCUGUCGGCCAGAAGGGGUGACUGUCCCACGCUUGACACUCACACUUUGUCCCUGACUGACUAUGCUUGUGGUUCUCCUCCAGUUGAUAGAGAAAAACAGCCCAGCGAAGGCGCCUUCUCCGAAAACAAUGCUGAGAAUGAGAGCGGCGGAGACAAGCCCCCCAUCGAUCCCAGUAACCCGGCUGCCAACUGGCUCCACGCUCGCUCCACACGGAAGAAGCGCUGCCCGUAUACAAAGCACCAAACACUGGAACUGGAGAAAGAAUUCCUGUUCAACAUGUACCUCACCAGGGACCGUAGGUACGAGGUGGCCCGAUUGCUCAACCUCACCGAGAGGCAGGUCAAGAUCUGGUUCCAGAACCGCAGGAUGAAAAUGAAGAAAAUCAACAAGGACCGAGCAAAAGACGAGUGAUGCGAAGGCGAUCCAGUUCAUUUAGAGAAGAGAGAGCGAGCUAGAGAGAAGAAGAACUGCCCGUCCCCUUCUUCUACCCCCACCCCACCCCAGCCUCCACCACCCCGCACAAAGCGGCUCUAAACUCCAGGCCCUCAUCUCCCCCUGGCAAACCCCGCUCAGGCUGGCUCCUUGGCCUGCCACUUUGAUGGAGGAGGUAUUGUAAGCUUUCCAUUUUCUACAAGACGGAAAAAAAAGGGGGGCAUUAGCGCUGAUGGCUGUGUGUGCUAGCCUGUAUAUAUUAAAAAAAAAAUCUACCUGUUCCUGACUUAAACAAACAGACAAAAAAAAAAAACUACCUUUUUAUAAUGCACAACUGUACUGCGGGCUGUAUAGUUUUUAGUCUGUGUAGUUAAUUUAAUUUGCUUUUUGUGCGGCAGAGCGAUCUGCCCAGAUACUUGAACACUGUGUUUUAUUGUGGUAAUUAUGUUUUGUGACUCAAACUUCUGUGAUGGGUGACGCACCCGUUGUGAUUGUGAAAAGCUAGAAUUCGAUUUGAACUCAGGUUGUUUUUGAGGGAGAAAGCAGUUGCAUAGAGUAUAGCUCUGUAGUGGAACAUGUCUUCUGUAUAACUAGGCUGUUAAACUUUGGUUGUAAACUAGCUGUAAGGAUAUCCCAGUGAAAUAAAAUAAAAUAAAAUAAGAAAAGAAGAGAAAGUGUUCUCCGGGACACACAGAUUCAUGGUUUUUCUCCACUCGAAAUGCGGGCAUUUUAGUCUGUACGUGCUCUAUAAAUCUGUCUUGUCAAUUGUAUAUAUAGAAUCCACGUAUUAAAGAAAAGUCAUCAAACACGCUUGAAUAUUGUUUUUGCACCAAACAUUGAGGAAAUUUGGAGCUAUACAUAUGUGCAGAAGGUUACUACCUAUGGUUUACGUUGAAUUUUAAUUGGGGGAAAAUGAAUGCUUAUUGUAACGGAGUUAAUUUUAUUGAUAAUAAAUUAUACGCUAUGAAACCGCCAUUGGGCUGUUCUAGAUUUGAAUCCUUGAUGAAUCUGGGGUUUCCAUCGGGCUGAACGUACACUGUAUAUUUUGCAAUAGUUACCUCAAGGCCUACUGACCAAAUUGUUGUGUUGAGAUGAUAUUUAACUUUUUGCCAAAUAAAAUAUAUUGAUUCUUUUCUAA